This is a messenger RNA of Neltuma alba, 4384 nucleotides long. RefSeq names its product phospholipase A I-like. Gene Ontology annotation, biological process: fatty acid metabolic process. The record is from RefSeq and is a predicted model, not a curated record. Lineage: Eukaryota; Viridiplantae; Streptophyta; Magnoliopsida; Fabales; Fabaceae. Gene Ontology annotation, cellular component: membrane. Gene Ontology annotation, molecular function: protein binding; glycerophospholipase activity.
GUUUCAGGCUUUCAGCUUCCUCUCCAAAAAGCUUCAACCCACUUUCUUUCUCUGUGGAUUUCUUCUGGGUCCUAAUGUUUCCAACUCGAUAACGAUGACUUGGGCAUUGGGCUGGAAGAGGCCCUCAGAGAUUUUCCAUCUUGUGCUCAGCUAUGGCUCUGAGAAUCCCGCGAAAUGCAUUGACCGCACGACAACGUCAUCCCGUUCGUCUGCUUCAUCGUCAUUGUCGUACUCCACUUCUUCAAUUCUCUCGCAAAAACAAGAGAUUGGGUUUCGUAUUGAACUGGACUGGUCUGCGGCGGAGAAUGAGGACCAGGUGGCUUUAAAGCUUCAAUCGCAGCUAAUGGUGGCUCUGCCCAUGCCGCAGGACUGCGUGCUAGUCGAAUUAAGGGCUGAAGAUAUUGAGCGUGUGAUAUUGGAUAUGAAAGUGAUGAGGCGAAGAGACCCUUUAAGGGCUAUAACAAUGACCAAGACUGUUAACACUGGGCAACAGACUGAUGGAGCUGGGGUUUUGACUCGUUUGCUGAGUUCAAAUUUGGCUUCCUUAAUGCCGGCUGUUGAAGAAGGGGUCCACGGUUGCGGUGAUCAUUGGAGGAGUGUGUCCCUGCUCAGUAUUUGUGCCUGUGGCUUGUCGGUACUCCCAGUUGAGCUGAUUCAGCUGCCGCAUCUGGAAAAGCUCUACCUCAAUAACAACAGGCUAUCAGUUUUGCCACCCGAGCUUGGUGAGCUGAGAAGCUUAAAAGUGCUUAGAGUUGACAAUAACAUGCUUUCAUCAGUGCCUGUGGAACUGAGACAAUGUGAUCAGCUGGUUGAAUUGUCAUUAGAGCACAACAAGCUUGUACGGCCUCUUCUUGACCUAAGGGCUAUGACUGAGUUGCGGGUUCUUAGGUUAUUUGGAAAUCCUCUUGAGUUUCUUCCGGAAAUUUUGACUCUCCACAAACUUUGCCACCUUUCUCUCGCAAAUGUUAGGAUUGUAGCAGAUGAAAAUUUAAGAUCGGUGAAUGUGCAGAUAGAGAUGGAAAACAGUUCGUAUUUUGUUGCAUCUAGGCAUAAGCUAAGUGCCUUCUUCUCUCUCAUAUUCCGCUUUUCCUUUUGUCAUCACCCAUUACUCGCUUCUGCACUUGCAAAAAUAAUGAGAGACCAAGGAAAUAAAGCAGUUGUUGGUAAAGAUGAGAAUGCAGUGAGACAGCUUAUAAGUAUGAUUAGUAGUGACAACCAACAUGUGGUUGAACGUGCCUGCUGUGCUCUUUCUGCUCUUUCCUCUGAUGUUUCUGUCGCACUGCAGCUGGUGAAAGCUGACAUCAUGCAACCUAUUGAAACAGUUCUUAAAUCUUUAUGUCGAGAAGAGGUAAUAUCUGUACUGAAACUCGUGGUGACGUUAGCUUUUACAUCUGAUGCUGUAGCUGAAAAGAUGUUAUCCAAGGAUGUAUUGAAAUCAUUGAAAUUAUUAUGUGCCCAUAAGGAUCCAGAGGUGCAACGGUUGGCUCUAUUAGCUGUUGGAAAUUUAGCCUUCUGCCUAGAGAAUCGUCAUAUUCUUGUUACUUCUGAAAGUUUGCGGGAACUCCUCUUGCACCUGACUGUUGCAGCUGAACCAUGUGUGAAUAAAGCUGCUGCUCGUGCUUUGGCAAUUCUUGGAGAAAAUGAAAACCUGCAGCGUGCAAUCAGAGGCAGACAAGUUCCAAAGCAGGGACUUCGUAUACUAUCAAUGGAUGGAGGUGGGAUGAAAGGUCUAGCUACCGUGCAGAUUCUAAAGGAAAUUGAAAAGGGAACUGGAAAGCGAAUUCAUGAGUUGUUUGAUUUAAUAUGUGGCACAUCAACAGGUGGAAUGCUAGCUGUUGCCCUUGGGAUUAAGUUGAUGACUCUAGAAAAAUGUGAAGAUAUAUACAAAAAUCUUGGGAAGAUUGUUUUUGCUGAACCUGUGCCAAAAGACAGUGAAGCUGCAUCUUGGAGGGAAAAGUUAGAUCAACUUUAUAAGAGUUCAUCAAAGAACUUUAGAGUUGUUGUUCAUGGAUCAAAACACAGUGCGGAUCAGUUUGAGAGGUUAUUGAGGGAAAUGUGUACUGAUGAGGAUGGGGAUUUAAUGAUCGAUUCAGCUGUGAAAAACGUGCCCAAAGUUUUUAUUGCAUCAACCUUGGUAAGCGUGACACCAGCACAGCCAUUCGUAUUCCGCAACUAUCAGUACCCCGCUGGGACACCUGAGGUGUCUCUUGUGAACUCAGAAAGCUCAGUUAUCUCUGAAUUAUCAUCUCCUACAAUAGGUGCCCAAGUUGGCAAUAAGCGGAGUGCUUUCUUUGGAAGUUGUAAGCAUCAAUUGUGGCAGGCUAUUAGAGCAUCAUCUGCUGCUCCAUAUUAUCUUGAUGAUUUUUCAGAUGAUGUCAACCGCUGGCAAGAUGGUGCGAUAGUGGCAAACAAUCCUACAAUUUUUGCCAUAAGGGAAGCACAACUUCUUUGGCCUGACACAAAAAUCGACUGCCUAGUUUCAAUAGGGUGCGGUUCAGUUCCAACAAGGAUGCGAAAAGGGGGAUGGCGCUAUUUAGAUACAGGACAAGUGUUGAUUGAGAGUGCAUGCUCCGUUGAUAGGGUAGAUGAAGCUUUGACUACAUUACUACCUAUGCUUCCUGAGAUGCAGUAUUUUCGUUUCAAUCCAGCUGAUGAACGUUGUGAUAUGGAACUUGACGAGACAGAUCCAACUAUCUGGCUGAAGUUGGAAUCUGCAGUUGAUGAAUAUAUUCAAAAGAACCAUCAGGCACUUGAAAGUGUCUGUGAGAAAUUGCUUCUGCCUUUCCAACAUGAAGAGAACUGGUUAGAGAAUAUAAAAUAUAAACAACCAAAGACAAAGGAUUCAAUUGAGGGUGCCAGUGGACCCACAUUAGGGUGGAGGCGUAAUGUACUACUUGUUGAAGCUUCACAUAAUCCAGAUUCUGGAAGAGAGAUCCGCCAUGCCCAAGCACUUGACUCAUUUUGUGCUCACAAUGGAAUACGGUUAUCCCGUAUGCAGGGUUUAUCCAGAACUGUAAAGGCUGUUCCUGCGACGGCAUUUCCAACUCCAGUUGCAUCACCUAUGUUUACAGGAAGCUUCCCAUCAACUCCACAUGUCUAUAGUCCUGAUUUUGGUCAGAGGAUUGGUCGAAUUGAUCUCAUCCCACCUCUAAGUUUAGACGCACAAUUGGGAAAAACUACUGCAUCACCUCCAGUCUCUCCUCGAGGACUUAGACAACUACCAUUGCCUGUCCAAUUGUUGCAUGAGAAAUUACAGAAUUCACCACAAGUUGGUGUCAUUCAUUUGGCUCUUCAGAAUGACUUGGAUGGCUUAAUCAUGAGUUGGCACAAUGAUGUGUUUGUGGUGGCUGAGCUGGGGGAGCUUGCUGAGAAAUUUCUACAAAGUGUUAAAGUUAGUUUAUUGUCAUCAAUGAAGAGCCGUCGCAGAAAGUGUGCAUCUCUGCUUGCCAAUAUUUCUACUGUUUCUGAGUUGGUUGCUGCUAAACCUUAUUUCCAAAUUGGUGGCAUUCUUCACCGAUUUGUUGGCCGUCAAACCCUAGUUAUGGAGGAUGACUAUGAAGUUGGAUCGUAUUUAUUCCGUAGGACUGUACCUUCUUUGCACUUGACACCUGAUGAUGUUCGACAGAUGGUUGGAGCAUGGAGAGACAGGAUCAUUAUAUGCACUGGUUUACAUGGACCCAGUGCAGCUCUGAUCAAGGCCUUUCUAGACUCUGGUGCCAAAGCUGUCGUAUGUUCUUCGAAUGAACCCCCAGAACCUCUGUUAACCCAUUUUGAUGGUUCUCGGGAGAUGAAUGCAUUGGAAAAUGGAAAAUUUGAAAUUGGAGAGGAUGAAAUGGAAGAUGAGCAUGAACUUGAGAGUCCAUCAAGUGACUGGGAAGAUAGCGAUGCUGAAAAACUUGAGGAACAAACUACGUACAUUUAUGAUGAUAACGAGGAGGAACUGUCACAAUUUGUCUGUCAACUGUAUGAAUCAUUAUUCCGUGAGGGUGCUGGUAUCAAGGUUGCUCUGGAGCAGGCUCUCGCCUCACACCGAAGGUUGGGGUACGUGUGCCAUCUCUCGAGCAUAUAAUGAUUUGUUCCCUUACGCUUAAAAGUACACACAUAUACACUGAACAUAUUCUUAUAGAGGUACAGUGGAUGUCUAAUUUUGAGGCAUGAAAUGACGUACAUAAGGAAUGUAAAGUAGUCUCUUAUUUCUUUUUAAACCUUAACAUUGAUCGAUUAUGGCUUUGUAAUAUAACAUUGUCAAUCUUGUAACUCUCUGGAAGCCUAGACUCUGCCUUGCCCAUAUUGUUCAAUUGACAAGAACAUGGGAGGCCUGGCCUUGUACUGUCUCUUGAAGACGAUUAUUCUUUUAUGCAUAUAAUUAGUUACUUUGGCCGCU